AUGAGUAAAUUAAAAAAAGAAACAACGUUGUAUAUUAAUAUAAUUACAUUACUGAAAUUCGUCUUAAUGAUGAUAAUGUGGAUUGAAACAGAUUAUGAUUUUAUUUAAGGAAACCAAAUUGAUUAUAGAAGUUAUAGUUUAGAAGUUUAUGGACUGAUGAUCUUUUUUGUUAUUGCAAUAGAAUCAUAGGUUGUUAAGACAAUUGCAAUUUUAUUUUCUUUAUUGUACACAAUAAUUAGGUAAUUUAGACAAAAAUAAGAUAGAUAACCUAAAUUCAAUAACCAUAUUGAAAUUAUUGGUUCAACUAAAAUUAUUUUAGUUCAUAUUUUCAUUUAGCUAUUUUAGAUAUAUUAUUUAUAUUAGAAACCAAAAGCGAACAUAGAAUUAAAAUCAAAAAAUUAAUCUCCUUUGUUAUCAUAAAGAAUAGGUCAUACAACAAAUUAAAGAGAUAACACAGAGCUUUAGAAUAAAAAAAUUAAUAUUUAAGAAAUAGUUGCAGAGGAGUUAGAAAAUUAGAAAAUGUUACUUCAAUAGGAAGAUUUAUUUGAUGUGUUAGUUAUGGGAUUUUAAUGUGGUAUUUAUAUACUAGAGACUGCAAAAUAACCUGUUCGUAUUAUUAAUUCAUUUAUGUCUCAUAUUGUUUUAAUUGAUGAUCAUCAGUUAAACAGUGAAUUAGUUUAAUUAGAAUUAUUUGAUUUUGGUAUAAUGUAAGAAAACCAAACUUUUACAAUUUUACCUAGUUUUCACAGAAGCAAAGACAUUAAUCAAUUUAUUACAUUCACAUAAACAUUGGAGUAUGCUUAUUUUCAUAUUAUUGGACAUAGAACAUUUGUUUUGAAAAUAUACAGUUGAUAGAAAAAAAAGAAAUUCAGUUAUUUUGUCAGAAAAUGUAAAUGAAAACAUUAAUUGAACACUUACUAGCCUUUUCUCAUAUAAAAUUUGCAAUGAUUAGAUAGAGUUUAGAUUUCUCUUUAAAAAUUUAUUUAAAAAAAGGUAUAUUUUGAUUAUUAAUCUAGAUAAAUUAUAUACAUAGGUAAUUCUCAAUCCAAUUAUCAUUGCCAACAAACCAUAAAUUGUAAUCUAUAUACAAGAUCUUACAGAAGAGCCUUUUAUAGCAUAAUUAUAACAAUAUAUUAAAAAUGGGGAUGAAUUAAUUCAAACAAUAUCUCAAAAAAUAAAAGAGCCUUUAAAUUGUACAUUAUCGAUGUUAGAGUUAGUUCAAGUAUGAUAUAAUAUAAUUAAUCUUAAAAGAAAGAAGUAAAUCAAGAUUUAUAAACAAAAUAUAUAGACCCUGCUUUAGCGGGUUGUAAAUUAUUAAUUAGCACAGCUAGUGAUAUUUAAGAUUAUGUUACUUUACAUAAGAAUAAUAAAUUAGAAAAAAGCCUAAUGGAUAUUCACACUAAAGAAUUUAUUUCAGAUUGUUUGAAUAUUAUAAAAUCUUAAGCCUUAUUUAGAGGAUUAAGUAUUUAGGUCAACAUUAAAUAAAAUGUACCAAUAUUCAUUAGAACAGAUCCUAAUCGUUUUAGAUAAAUAAUAUUAAAUUUACUUGGUAAUUAUUUUGUAUAAUUUUCAGUUAAGUCAAUCUAAUUAACAAUUAAUGGAUUUAUAGAAAUUGGAUGCUAAAAAUCACCCUUAUUAGCUGAUCACAUUGAAAUUCUCAUCAAAGUUAUGGCUUAAAAUAUUAAUGAAGGAAUCUUAGAAUCAAUUGAAUUUACAUUAAAACAUCUUAAAUAAUAAACCUUACUAAAUCCAUAAGUUAUUGAUUUAGUAGCAACAUAAAAAUAAUUCUGUUUUUCAAUCAUUACUGCAUUCUAUAUAUCUUUAGCUAUAGCAGUUAUGCCUUUUGAAUUUAAUACUAUAAAAACAGAUGAUGGAACAUAGUUUUAUUUUGUUUUACUAAUAAAAAAUGAAAAUCCAAAUUUUAAUUAAUAGUUAACAAAAAAAAGAUAAUCUGCCUUAAUUGCAAAUAAAUAAUAAUUUCAAUAAGUGUUUGGAUAAAAUACCUUAUACAGAAGACAUUAAUCACAGAGACUUACAGAAAUUAGUCGAUUAUAAAUUUAACAAAAGUUAGAAAAAAUAAAAAGAGAAUCUUAAAUUGAAACAACAUUAGAGAUGCGAGACUCUAAUUUACCAUAAUUUGGUCAAUCAGAUAAUUCUGAAUUAUAAUAGCCUAAGAAAUCUUAUUCUGUUUCAUAAAUAUCAGAAUAGGAUGACUCUAAAAGUUCAUCUCAUGAUUCAAAAAAUGAAUUCAAUGAUCAUGAUUAAUUUUUUGAAGCAGAGAUUAUUUCUAGUAAAUCAAGUCUUUAUCUAAAUGAUAAAAUUGAAAAAAUAGAAAAGUAACAAUAGCCUUCACAAUUUUUUGAUACUAUAUUAUAGGAUAGAGAACCUUAAGCACGAAGAAUAUCAGUCAGUCUUAUCUAAUCUAGAUUAAAUUAAUAAAUUUAAUAAUAAUUAUCAUCUAAUUAGAGAGAUUCUUUACUAACUUUUGGUGGAAGAUCUUCUGUAUAUUCAUCAAUGAGAGUUUCUUCUAUUAAUUUGGGUCCUAAUGAAUUGUUAGAUUGUUUUGAAAAAAUGGAAAGAAUUAAAAAUAAAUAAUUUAUUUAUAAAUGCUAAGUAAAUAUAAUUUAAUUUUUAAAGUGUCCGAAAAUUUUGAUUUGUGAACAAAAUGAUUUUGAUUUAUAUGCAAUCUCUCAUUAAUUGAGUAAUUUGAAAAUACCGUACAUCUACACAAUGCAAAGAAUUCUCAUAGUUGAUUAAUUAAGAAAGUAAUUUUGUUAGUUUAAAACUUGUUGUAAAGGCUAUCAUAUAGUAUUUAUUGGAAUUGAAUAUGUAAAUGAGUAAUUGGUUGCUGAUUGUUAGAAAAUUAAGAAUGUUCUAUAAGAAUUUUAAAAGGAUACUAUUUUAAUUGGAUUGAUAGGAUUCUAAGGAGAAGACUUCAAAGCAACCAUUAAAAAAUUGCCUUUCCAUGACUGUUUAUCAAAACCAAUUAUGAUAGAUGCUUUACUAUUUAUUAUAGCUAAAUGGGUAAGAUUGUGA
Messenger RNA from Paramecium sonneborni, 3036 nucleotides. The record is from the annotation of a GenBank genome assembly. NCBI's taxonomy places the organism in Eukaryota, Ciliophora, Oligohymenophorea, Peniculida, Parameciidae.